Molecule: messenger RNA, 2703 nt
Organism: Phytophthora megakarya
Lineage: Eukaryota; Oomycota; Peronosporomycetes; Peronosporales; Peronosporaceae
Source: the annotation of a GenBank genome assembly
AUGGGUCCGGCCUUGAGAAGAAGUUCGUAUAUUGACGAUAUCGCUCAUGGGGCGUCGACCUGGGACCAACUAUGUGAGGACUUGGACGCGUUGUUGUACAGACUACGAUACUGGAAUAUCUCUGUGAGCUUACGCAAAAGUGAAGUCGGAAAGUCCUUGUCGAAGAUUGUCAAAGGCAUAGAAUACUUGUCUUUCCCGUCAACGUACAAGGGAGUACAGUCCUUCUUAGGAAGUCUGAACUACUACAAUAAGUUUAUUGAAGACUUACCAGUAGUUGCAGCUGUACUCUACGAAUUAGACGAAGAACCUGUACGUGCUGGACGGAACCUGGAUGUCGCAAGGGAGUCUUUCGAGAUACUGAAACGUAAGAUCGUGUCUACUCCGUUGCUACGACAUCUAGACAGAGCCAAGCCUUUUGUGAUCAUUCCGCAUGUUAACCCGUGGACGGCGUGUGCAGUUUUGGAUCAGGAGUAUGAGGUUCUCAUACAUACAUUACGAUUCACUGGCAGGGUGUUGAAGGAAUCAGAGCUACGCUACCACAUAGCUGAGAAGGAAGUGCUCGCAAUCUUGCGGACUCUUGAACUUUUCAGACCUCUUAUCCAUGGAUUAGAAUUCUCAGUUGUGGUGUACACGCGCUACUCUGUACUAAAGUGGCAACUACAAUCCAACACUGCAGAUGGACGACAUCUGAAGUGGGGCUGGAACUAUCAAGAUGGACACUUGAAAUCCACUGGACUCAGAAAGAUGAGGACGGCCUCGCAGCCAUCUUUGGGUCUGGUAUUACUCCCAGAAACGCUGAUUCCUGCUCAGGGGCGUCUGAAAGUGAUGCCACCAGUGAGUCUGGAAAUGUUGGACGCACACUGCCAAGGUUACGUUCUGAGUUUUGAUGGCGUGGCGAAGGGGUCUACUCACCGAGGAAGUUGUGGAUGUAUACUGUGGAAGCUACCUGGGUGGCAGGUUGUGAAAGCGAAAGGACACAUCCUCGAAGGUGUAACACUAGCCUUGAAGUACGAUGUCAAGGAGCUUGUGGCAGCCGGAGAUUCCCGGGUUGUCGUCCAACAGGCUAAGGGUCUGAUCAAUUGCAACCAGCCCAACCUAGCUAAAUAUGAAGAUCUGAGGAAGGAUUUUGUGUCAGUUAAAUUGAUCCAUGUUAAACGUGAGUUUAACCAAGCGGCUGACUACAUGACUUCUAAGCCUCUCGUGCUCGGAGAAUCCUGGGAACUCAAUGACCCCGAUGAGAUAGUACAUCUACGUCUCGUAUCCAGAAUCCCAGAAAAGAUCAUGAAGCCUACAGAAAUCCCAAUUUCCCCUGCGACUGACACAGUUUGUUCAGACCAAGUCAAGCUCGGAGUGAAUAGUCCAGAUGACGGGAUACCAGAGUCCUUAGUUACCGCGGCUGAAGCAUUGAUGGUGAUGACGAGGUCACGUGCGGAAGCAGACGCAAGUUCUCGGACUCGUAUAGACCAGGCUGGAUACCAGGAUGAACGUUGGAGGAUAAUCAAGGUUCACCAAGACGAAGACUUGUGGAUCCAGCAAAUGAAGAAGGUUCUAAGGGGAGACGUGUUAAACCUUCCACGGAACCAGGCGAAGAAGGUUGCGAAGGUUUUCGAUCAGUUUGUGUUGGAUUCGCGAGACGUCCUCUACAGACUGAGCACACCCACCCCUAAUAGAGACCUCGCAAUAAACAGUCGUGGCUGGUGGUCCCAGAGACUUUAUGUGCUGAUAUGCUACACUACUCGCACGAAGAUUUUGAAGGCGGUCAUCAAGGAAUCAACAGGACGUUUGAGCGAUUACGUUCAGAGUUCUACUGGAUCGGGUUGUACGCUGAUGUACAGAAAUUGUGCGUCAGCCAAGGGGCGACCACCGGUUAACGGACCAUCACCGGGCAAUAUCGAACCAAGAUAUCCGUUCGAGGUGGUCUCUAUGGAUUUCGUCACUGAGCUACCUGAGUACGAUCGUGCAAAUACUUAUUUGUUGUUGUUCCAAGAUCAAUUCUCAGGAUAUGUCAUGCGUAAACCCAUGCGGAAUACUGAAGCCCAAGAUGUCGCCGAGGCAUACGAAGCAGACCUUCUGAAAAGUAAGCAACGUGCGACGUUAGGAUACCGACCUCAGGCCAACGGACAGCAAGAACGCUCAGUCCAAGCGGUAAUGCGAAGUGUCAGAGCGUAUUUCGCCGAAGUGGACCAGACUGACUGGGACGAGCAUGCAGACCGUCUCAUGUUCGCCCUGAAUACCUCGUUUGAUGUUGCAAGGUUGGACACUCCGUUCUACCUGGUCCAUGGGAACCAACUCUGCGAUGCUGGGUCCGAAGCCAUCCACAGUCCAAGAACGAAAAGUCUUGGAAUGGCGUCGGAAGGUGCAACGGACUAUAGUUAUGCUCUCGCAUGCGCUGAAGACUUGCAAGAGAAGGCAAAGCGUUUGGUUCACCUGUGGCACGGACCCUUCCGAAUCGAUGAAAGUCAUGAUGACUUCAAGGUCAAGCUCAAGGUCCCCGGCACGGGUUACCGUGUGAAUCCGUUGGUCCCCAUGAGCCGCCUCAAACCGAGAGCGUUGUUCCCUAAGCGAGAUACAACUUUGUUACCCAAGGAUAGUUGGGAGCCCGUCACUGCUCAGGGUGAGUAUAAAGUCGAAGAGAUCCUGGAUCUCAAGUGGAUUAAACGGACAAGGACCUCCAAGCGUUCUCGAGAAUAUCUGAUCAAGUAG